AGACAAAAUUAUGUUGGAUGGGAUUUUGAAUCUUUGACAGCUAAUAGUAGGCUAGAGGCUAGAUCGGAGGAUACUGUUCAAAAAUCUGAUACAUUCCGGUGGUGAUAAAAGUUUGGCCACCUUGUUCGUUCUUACUCCACCCUGCUCCCCUUCCAACUCUGUGUUCUUAAUUCUUGAAUUUCCGGCUAUGCACGGGCACACAUGAGGAUAAUCCACGCAAAAACCCACAGUUGAAGCAGGCAGAGAAAGAUAGGAGAGGGGAGGUUUUUUCACAGGGUUUUGUUGUGCUGGAGCUCUGUUGUCGUGGAAUGUGAGAAUACGGCGUUUAGAUUUGUAGAAUUUGGUUCUUAGCUCGGGGAUUGGGGAUGGAUGGGAGGAGAAUAACUGCGAGCCCGCGGCCGGGUCGUGGGCGGCGAGUGGUGGCAAAGAGGCGGCGUCGCGGUGGCGUUGAUGGGUUCGUCAACAGCGUUAAGAAGCUCCAAAGGAGGGAGAUUUCUUCAAAGCUCGACCGGGCUUUUAGUAUGAAGGAUGCCCAGGAGCGAUUUCGUAACAUUCGUUUACAGGAGGAGUAUGAUACUCAUGAUCCUAAAGAGCAUUGUGCCAUUACACUUCCGUUUCUGAAGAAAAGGUCAAGAAUUAUUGAGAUAGUUGCUGCGCAUGAUAUUGUUUUUGCUCUUGCGCGGUCUGGAGUCUGUGCAGCUUUUAGCCGAGAGACCAACAAGAGGAUAUGUUUCCUGAAUGUUAGCCCAGAUGAAGUGAUACGAAGUUUGUUUUACAAUAAAAAUAAUGAUUCUCUUAUAACUGUUUCGGUGUAUGCUGCAGAUAAUUUUAGCUCCUUGAAGUGCAGGACUACGAGGAUUGAAUACAUAAAAAGGGGUCAACCGGAUGCUGGCUUUGCUCUUUUUGAAUCGGAGUCAUUGAAAUGGCCUGGUUUUGUGGAGUUUGACGAUGUAAAUGGAAAAGUACUCACUUACUCUGCUCAGGAUAGCAUAUACAAGGUGUUUGACUUGAAGAACUAUACAAUGCUGUACUCCAUAUCGGAUAAAGAUGUUCAAGAGAUUAAAAUCAGCCCGGGGAUCAUGCUAUUGAUAUUUACCCAAGCUAGUGGUUAUGUUCCACUGAAGAUUCUCUCUAUUGAGGAUGGAACUGUUCUCAAAUCGUUCAACCAUCUACUUCAUCGGAAUAAGAAGGUCGAUUUCAUUGAGCAGUUCAAUGAAAAGCUACUUGUCAAGCAAGAGAAUGAGAAUCUUCAGAUUCUUGAUGUCCGCAAUUCUGAGUUGACAGAAGUUAGUAGAACCGAGUUUAUGACGCCAUCAGCAUUCAUAUUUCUGUAUGAGAACCAGUUGUUCUUGACAUUCAGAAACAGAACAGUCGCGGUUUGGAACUUCCGCGGGGAGCUUGUAACUUCAUUUGAGGAUCACCUCUUAUGGCAUCCCGACUGUAACACUAACAACAUUUACAUUACGAGUGACCAGGACCUAAUCAUCUCCUACUGCAAAGCUGAUUCUGACGAUCCCUUAUCAGAAGGAAAUGCAGGUUCCAUCAAUAUCAGCAAUAUAUUGACGGGCAAGUGCCUCGCAAAAAUAAAAGCAACUAAACCCGAUACCCCAAGUGAUUGCAGUUGUAGUCCCAGUUGUCGUGGCCAAAGCUGUAAAUCUAAUAGAGUCCAAGCGUCUAGAAUCAGGAGCACUGUUGCAGAAGCGCUGGAAGAUAUCACUGCCCUCUACUAUGAUGAAGACCGCAAUGAAAUCUAUACCGGAAACAGGCUUGGCCUCGUCCACGUGUGGUCUAACUGAAAGGUUGUUUCUACUUUCUACCCCUCGGUUCCCCCUAUACAUGAUACCGCUCUGCUUGAUAGGCGAAUUCCAGCUGCUGACUUAAUGCAGAAGGAAGGAACUGUACCAUUAGACACUAAAGUAGCCCCGGUCCCGAUCUCUUUUUUCACGUGUAACUUUCAGCUUUCUUCCCCGAUAAGCUGCAAUUUUGGGGCGAGGGAGGGGAGACAACCUUUUCUUCCAUGUCAUCUUAGUACAUGACUACAUGCUUGCUAAUUAUAUGGUUUCUUUUGGGGGAAUGCCCUUUUCAAUAAGACAAUACUAGAACGAAUAGAUGAUUUCGAUCUGAUGAUAUGAUGUAGAUGUGUUCUUCCUAGUUCCCCUACUAUGUUGUAGAUGAUGGAUUGAUUGUAUUGUAUUGUACAUCCAAGUGAUACCAUUUCACCAUUUGUGAUAUUUUGAACUCAAAUUUAACGAUUACCCGGUGAGGUUUUGCUGGUCU
Ipomoea triloba (trilobed morning glory) is the source of this 2277-nucleotide messenger RNA. RefSeq lists its product as uncharacterized. Gene Ontology annotation, molecular function: protein binding. Lineage: Eukaryota; Viridiplantae; Streptophyta; Magnoliopsida; Solanales; Convolvulaceae. The record is from RefSeq and is a predicted model, not a curated record. The transcript is spliced from 8 exons. Bases 366 to 1796 code for a protein of 476 amino acids.